Messenger RNA from Phytophthora infestans T30-4, 324 nucleotides. RefSeq names its product secreted RxLR effector peptide protein, putative. The record is from RefSeq and is a predicted model, not a curated record. NCBI's taxonomy places the organism in Eukaryota, Oomycota, Peronosporomycetes, Peronosporales, Peronosporaceae. The transcript has a single exon. Bases 1 to 324 code for a protein of 107 amino acids.
AUGCGUGUACCUCACAUCGUGCUAGUCACUGCGGUGUAUCUUCUUUCAAGUUGCAACGCUCAGUUGCCAGCUGAGGUCAUUUCCAAGCUUCCAUCUCACCAGGUCGAUGCUGUCGCUAGCGAUGUGAAUCGAAUGCUGAGGUCCCACAAGCCAAUCGAUAACGGGAACUCGGAGGGUGAAGAACGGGCCAAACUCGACAACUCGGUCUCAGACUUGGUGGACGAUGCAGCUCUCGGUGCUGCGAAGCUUACCAAGUCCAAGUCGUUCUCAUCUAUGACUGUAGACGAAGAAAUUGCGGCGCUGCGGACUUUCACAAGUGGAUGA